Molecule: messenger RNA, 972 nt
Organism: Aspergillus nidulans FGSC A4
Lineage: Eukaryota; Fungi; Ascomycota; Eurotiomycetes; Eurotiales; Aspergillaceae
Exons: 1
Coding region: 1-972 (323 amino acids)
Source: RefSeq, a predicted model, not a curated record
AUGGGCGCCCAGUUCUCCCAGUUCUUUCCCCCCCACCCAACCUUCACCAGCGAGAACCUCUCGGAACAGCAAGGCAAAGUGUUCCUCAUCACUGGCGGCACGUCUGGAAUUGGGUUGGAACUCGCCAAGAUUCUCUAUUGCCACGGCGGCAAGGUCUACAUUACCGCCCGCAGCGAAGAGAAAGCAGAAAAGGCGAUCCAAGAAAUCCAAGCCUCUGCACCUAAUCAUCAUGGUGAGCUGGACUUUAUCAUCCUCGAGCUUGAUGAUCUAAGGAGCAUCAAGGCUUCGGUAGAAGCCUUCAAAGCACAAGAAUCGAAACUGGAUAUCCUGUGGAACAAUGCCGGCGUCUCCCAACCGCCCUUGGGUAGCGUUUCCAAACAAGGCCAUGAGCUCCAGCUAGCCGUCAACUGCUUCGGCCCCUUCCUCUUCACGCAGAUGUUACUCCCUUUACUCGACGCGGCGGUUGCCUCGUCCGUAUCUCCUGGGUCAGUGAGAGUAAUUUGGACAAGCAGUCAAGUCGCUGAGCUCUCCUCGCCGGAUGAAGGAAUCAUCAUGUCUGAGCUUACCAGCCCACCUAAGGACAAUGUCCGCAACUACGUAAACUCCAAGACAGGAAACUGGUUCCUGUCUGCCGAGUUCGCCCGACGAUAUGGGUCCCGUGGGAUCGUCAGCGUUGCGUUGAACCCCGGAGCAGCAAACACGAAUCUUCUCAAGGACGCGAGGCUGAUGAAGAUACUCUCUUAUCCCUUGCUGCACAGAGCGGGCUUGGCUGCACAUACAGAGCUGUAUGCUGGGUUUAGUCCUGCGAUAUCGUUGCAAAACAAUGGCUGCUAUGUCAUCCCGUUUGGCCGAAUCCAUGAUCAGGUGGCGGACGCAUUAUUGAGCGCGAUGAAGGUGGCAGAGGAUGGUGGAUCGGGGAGAGCAAAGGAGUUUUGGGAGUUUUGUGAGGCUAGGACGAAGGAUUACCUCUGA